Cladophialophora immunda is the source of this 1818-nucleotide messenger RNA. RefSeq lists its product as uncharacterized. Gene Ontology annotation, molecular function: N,N-dimethylaniline monooxygenase activity; flavin adenine dinucleotide binding; NADP binding. The transcript has 7 exons. Lineage: Eukaryota; Fungi; Ascomycota; Eurotiomycetes; Chaetothyriales; Herpotrichiellaceae. The record is from RefSeq and is a predicted model, not a curated record. Bases 1 to 1719 code for a protein of 572 amino acids.
AUGGCUGUUGGAUCUACCAACUCAGCCGUUCACAUCACCAAUAGUGAUGUGAACGCUACGAAUGGCGAUUUGGCCAAUGGAACAAGCCACGCCUAUCAGUACUCGCAUCAUCCUUCGAGAAAAGCGCGGCCCAUGAGAAUCGUUGUCAUCGGCUGUGGUAUUUCCGGCAUUGCGGCAGUGAAGAUGUUCAAAGACCGAUUUCAAGGCCAGCCGAUUGAACUCGUCAUCUAUGAGAAGAACAGUAAUGUCGGAGGCACGUGGUUUGAGAAUCGUUAUCCUGGGUGCUCUUGCGACGUACCGUCUCAUACAUACACAUUCUCGUGGAAGGGAAAUCCAUAUUGGUCUCGAGUCUACGUGGAUUCCACAGAGAUUCGCAACUACUUUACGGCCGAGGCUAAGGCAUACGGCGUACCGGAGCAUGUGCGAUUCCAGCACCGGGUCACUGAAGCUCGAUGGAAUGAGGCUAACGGACAGUACGAUCUCAUCGUCGAGGAUCUCUCCCGCGGCGAGACGCUCACCGACAAAGCUGAGGUACUGAUCAACGCGUCUGGAAUAUUGAACUCGUGGAAAUGGCCCGAUCUCCCAGGCCUGCACACAUUCAAAGGCACACUUCUCCACUCGGCACACUAUGAUACUUCCGCCAAACUCGAAGGCAAGGUUGUGGGUGUCAUUGGUACGGGUUCGUCCGGCAUUCAGAUCGUUCCUCAGGUCCAAGCAGUUGCGAAACACUUGCACACCUUCCACCGCUCGGCCACGUACAUCACUCCGGAGCUGGCUCUCGAGCUCGCGCCUAAUGGUAGAGAUACCAUGUACUCGCCGGAACAGCAGAAAAGGUGGGCCGACAACCCAGAGGAGUUCCUUGUAUUCCGGAAGCGAGCCAUCCAUGUCCUGAACACCGGAUUCGAGACGAUCCGCAAGAACUCUAAGGACCAGAGGGAGACCCUGCAGAUGAUCAAGGAGCAGAUGAAGAAGCGCCUUGCCAAGAAGCCUGAAUUGAUCCCUUUGCUGAUCCCGGACUUUGCUUUGGGUUGCCGUCGUUUUACGCCCGGUGAUGGAUAUCUCGAAGCGCUCUGUGAAGACAACGUGACAGUGCAAACCCAAGAAAUCACCGAGGUCGUUUCUGAUGGUCUGAUCGUCAGCGACGGCACCAAGGUCGAGCUCGAUGUCCUCAUCUGCGCCACUGGAUUCAACACUUCGUUCUGCCCUCCCUUCAAACUGAUCGGAGAAGAUGGUGCCGUUCUCAAUGAGGUCUGGAAGGACGGUCCGCGAGGCUACUUGGGAUUUGCGGCGUCCCGAUUUCCUAACUAUUUUAUGACCGCCGGUCCCAACGCGCCCGCCGCGCAUGGUACAUUCAUUCCGUGCAUCGAGGCUUACAUCCAGUACGCCUUUGACGUGGUCGAGAGGCUGAUGACGGAAAAUAUCAAGUCCAUCUCGCCCAAGAAGGAGGCGGUGGAUGACUUCCAGGAGCACAAGGACAACAUUGUCAAGGACUUGGUGUGGACUUCGACCUGUCGAUCAUGGUAUAAGAAUGGAACAGUGGACGGCAAGGUCUGGGGCCCCUGGCCAGGCUCAGGACCUCAUUUCAUGGAAUCCAUCUCACGACGACGUUGGGAAGAUUGGGAUUACAAGUACCACACCUCCAACCGCUUCCAGUAUUUGGCCGAUGGAAGCACGGCGAUGGAGCACGACGGGACUGAGUUAUCUUGGUUCAUAAAAUAGGUCAGUCAUCAGUAGCAUUAGAUGUUUGCAUAUCAAGGCGCUCUACUUGAUGGGAUCUUGUUCUCUCGGGUUACGGGAGACGGAGAUGAGUAUGUAAGC